GAAAAAACAACACAUUUCAAAACGCAAAGAAAUAGUCGUCGUCGUCGUCUAAUAUCUUUGAGAGAAAUUGGGAGAGGAGAGAGAAAACACGCAAAAAAAAAAAAAAAUUAGAAGAAAAAAAGACUCCUUCGUCUUACGAGUACAUUUCUUAGCCUUUUCAAAUCGUUGAAUAUUGAAAAAUCUGACCUCUCUUAAAAAAACCAAUCAGAUCUCAUCGGUUAUCGAUCAGCUCUCGAUCGCUUCGAUUAGACGAGCUUGUUAAUUUAGAUCUUCGAUUCUUGGACUUGAUAAAAUGGAAGCGAUCGAAGAGUUGUCUCAGUUAUCGGAGUCGAUGAAGCAAGCAACGGCGUUGCUUGCUGAUGAGGAUGUUGAUGAAAAUCCGAGUUCAAGUUCAAGACGGAGUUCAACUUUUCUUAACGUUGUUGCUCUUGGCAGUGUAGGUGCAGGUAAAUCUGCAGUUUUGAACAGUGUAAUUGGGCAUCCUGUUCUGCCAACUGGUGAAAGUGCCACUCGGGCCCCUAUAAGCAUUGACUUGCAGAAAGAUGGUUCUUUGAGCAGCAAAUCCAUUGUUUUGCAGAUUGACAAUAAAUCUCAACAAGUUUCUGCAAGUGCUUUGCGGCGUUCUUUGCAGGAUAGGCUAAGUAAGGGUGUCACUGACAAUAUUCGGGAUGAGAUAUACCUGAAACUGCGCACAAGCACAGCACCUUCCUUGAAAUUGAUUGACUUACCUGGCUUGGGUCAACGGAUUGUGGAUGAGUCUAUGGUUGGUGACUAUGCAGAGCACAGUGAUGCCAUUUUGCUAGUUAUUGUACCUGCAGCCCAGGCACCUGAAAUUGCUUCAUAUCGAGCCCUCAGGAUUGCCAAGGAGUACGAUGGAGAAGGUACUAGAACUGUUGGUGUAAUUAGUAAAAUAGAUCAAGCUGCUACGGACCAGAAAGCUCUCGCGGCUGUUCAGGCUCUCCUUCUAAAUCAAGGGCCACCAAAAACCACUGAUAUCCCAUGGAUUGCUUUAAUUGGUCAAUCAGUUUCAAUUGCUUCUGCGCAGUCUGGGUCUGAAAGCUCUCUGGAAACUGCAUGGAAAGCAGAGAGUGAAAGUCUCAAAACGAUACUGACUGGAGCCCCGCAGAGCAAGCUAGGCAGAAUUGCUUUACUAGAUGCUCUGGCACAGCAAAUUCGUAAGCGCAUGAAAGUUCGGCUUCCAAAUGUUCUCUCUGGUUUGCAAGGGAAGUCACAAACAGUUCAGGAUGAACUAAUGAGGCUUGGGGAACAGAUGGUUCAAAGUGCUGAGGGCACAAGAGCCAUAGCUUUGGAGCUUUGUCGUGAAUUUGAGGAUAAAUUUCUCCAACACAUUAUGACGGGUGAGGGUUCUGGUUGGAAAAUUGUUGCAAGUUUUGAAGGGAAUUUUCCAAAUAGGAUCAAGCAACUUCCUUUGGAUAGACAUUUUGAUAUCAAUAAUGUUAAGAGGAUUGUCUUAGAAGCAGAUGGAUAUCAACCAUAUCUUAUAUCACCUGAAAAGGGUUUAAGAUCCUUAAUAAAAGGUGUGCUGGAGCUUGCAAAAGAACCAUCACGUCUCUGUGUUGAUGAGGUACAUCGUGUCCUGGUGGAUAUAGUUUCUGCUUCUGCAAAUGCUACACCUGGUCUGGGAAGAUACCCUCCUUUCAAGAGAGAGGUUGUAGCCAUUGCAAGUGCUGCGUUAGAUGGGUUUAAGAAUGAAUCAAAAAAGAUGGUUGUCGCAUUGGUUGAUAUGGAGCGAGUAUUUGUGCCGCCACAACAUUUCAUCCGUUUGGUGCAAAGGAGGAUGGAAAGACAGCGCCGAGAGGAGGAGCUUAAGAACCGGUCCUCAAAGAAAGGAAAUGAUGCUGAGCAGGCUAUAUUAAACAGGGCGACUAGUCCUCAAACAGGUGGAAGUUUGAAAUCAAUGAGAGAGAAAUCCAAUCAGGCUGAUAAGGAAGUGCAGGAGGCUUCUAGCUUAAAAACUGCUGGUCCUGAAGGAGAACUAACAGCAGGAUUUUUAUCAAAGAAAAGUGCAAAGACUAAUGGAUGGAGCAAGCGAUGGUUUGUUUUGAACGAGAAGACUGGGAAGCUUGGUUACACAAAAACACAAGAGGAGAGACAUUUUCGUGGUGUCAUCACUUUGGAGGAAUGCAACAUUGAAGAGGUUCCAGAUGAGGAAGAACCUCCUUCAAAGAGUUCAAAGGAUAAGAAAGUCAAUGGACCAGAUACUAAAGCUCCCAGUCUUGUAUUUAAGAUGACCAGCAAGGUUCCAUACAAAACCGUUUUGAAAGCUCACAGUGCUGUUAUUUUGAAGGCUGAGAGCAUGGCUGACAAAGUUGAGUGGAUAAACAAGAUAUUAAAAAUUGCUCAACCUUCUAAAGGAGGGAAAAUGAGGGGUGUAUCUCCUGAAGGUGGUCCUGCAAUGCGGCAUAGUCUUUCUGAUGGCUCUUUGGAUACGAUGGCUCGAAGACCUGCCGAUCCGGAAGAAGAACUUCGAUGGAUGUCCCAAGAAGUGCGCGGAUAUGUAGAGGCAGUUUUGAAUAGCUUAGCUGCUAAUGUUCCCAAAGCAGUUGUUCUUUGCCAAGUUGAGAAAGCAAAGGAAGAUAUGCUAAAUCAGUUGUAUAGCUCUAUCAGCGCUCAAAGCACAGCAAGGAUUGAAGAGCUUCUUCAAGAGGACCAGAAUGUAAAGCGCAGGAGGGAGCGGUACCAGAAACAGUCCUCUCUCCUUUCAAAGCUAACACGCCAACUCAGCAUCCACGACAACCGAGCUGCUGCUGCUUCUAGCUGGUCUAGUGGUGAUGGAGCAGAGAGCACCACCCCAAGCCCAAGGACAAAUGGUUCGGCUGGCGAUGACUGGAGAUCUGCAUUUGAUGCAGCUGCCAACGGUCCUUUAGACAUUGGAAGCUUAUCAAGACCUGCAUCAAAUGGUCACAGUCGAUAUUACAGCAAUGGUGAUGUGAGCACCGGUUCCAACUCCAGCAGCCGUCGCACUCCUAAUCGCACUCCUAAUCGGUUUCCACCCGCUCCUCCACAGUCUGGUUCUUCAGGUUACAGAUAUUAAAUGGGGUCAGACUGAUCCCAAUUCACAAUUCAUACGUCCACUGCAUUAUUGGAGGGUGAGAUUCUGGAAAACCCACUUCAAAUUCUAUACUCUAGAAUCAUUAGAAGAGGAGCGUGUUUGUGUACAUAAGACUACAGUUCCUCAAAACUGGGUUUCUUACGGCUUGCCCCAGAAUCCUUGAAAUCCUUCUAUUAUAUUUUUUGCCCCCUAGUAGUAGAGUUAUAAUUCUUUUUUUUUUCCCUAAAUUGCCCCCACAUUUUUGCAUGCUAUAGGUGCAAUUUUGCAUGUAUGGAUUCUGAUAUAUAAAUACUUUUGUGCCUGAAAACUCUCAGUAUAACAUUUGUGAUAUUUCCAUCAAGGGGAGCUUUAUAUUAUGAUUUCCAGUUGUGAUU
Molecule: messenger RNA, 3447 nt
Organism: Populus trichocarpa (black cottonwood)
Lineage: Eukaryota; Viridiplantae; Streptophyta; Magnoliopsida; Malpighiales; Salicaceae
Product: dynamin-2A
Exons: 22
Coding region: 293-3055 (920 amino acids)
Cellular component (GO): membrane; microtubule; cytoplasm
Molecular function (GO): microtubule binding; GTP binding; GTPase activity
Source: RefSeq, a predicted model, not a curated record